Molecule: messenger RNA, 3072 nt
Organism: Archocentrus centrarchus (flier cichlid)
Lineage: Eukaryota; Metazoa; Chordata; Actinopteri; Cichliformes; Cichlidae
Product: cAMP-specific 3',5'-cyclic phosphodiesterase 7B
Exons: 12
Coding region: 351-1940 (529 amino acids)
Biological process (GO): signal transduction
Molecular function (GO): 3',5'-cyclic-nucleotide phosphodiesterase activity
Source: RefSeq, a predicted model, not a curated record
UGGGACAGAGGGAUACGCUUCGAUUCUCUCCUCUUUUUUUUGGGCUUUUCACGGCACCUCACUUUUUGUUUCUUUUUUCUCACUCCUCACCUCUGUGCGCUCAUUCCUUCUGUUCGCCUGACUUUCCUGCUGCUGACACCAUCUCUCCCUGCAGUCUCUGUUACACUGUCCUACAUCUAGACUACUCCUCCUUCUCCUCACCCAUGGCUACCUGACAGUGAGCUUCUCCUUUUGCCAUCUCUCUUCUUCCCCAUUUUUUCUUGCUGUCCUCUUGUUUCACCCCCUUUUACUUUAGUUGGAUCUUUUGGGUGCACCUGUCAUCCAUCCUUCCGUCCCUGCGUGGUGUCAAAAUGCCUGUCCUAGAGGGACUCUGGGGCCCAGAUCUCAGGAUGCGGGACUCCGGUCUUGAUGUUGGGGUCUGUCCAGAUGAGCCUCCUCAUUCUCCAGUGUGGGGUCCCCUCAGGACUCCUCCUGUUACAUGUGGUGGCCUCUCACUAGCCCUGGAGCUACCAGCUCUUAUACGGCAGCUCAGAGCGGCCUGGAGAGCACGCAAGGGAGGCCCCCGGGGGCCGGAAAGAAAUCAAGCGGGCCCUUGGGUUGAAUCAGAAAAGGAGCAGGCAGAAGAGUUAAAGCUGGACGUAGAAAACAGGAGCGCACAUUUGGAAGCUGAUGGCAGGCUGAACACGGGUCAUGCUGGUGUGUUGCUGGCUGAGAGACGAGGCUCCUACCCGUUGAUUGACCUGCGAAUCCUAAAAACCAGUGCCCAGCAGGGGGAGGUAGAGACCGGCACCAGGAGAAAGGUGAAGCGUCUCCUGAGCUUCCAGAGAUACUGCCACGCCUCUAGGUUGCUGAGGGGGUUGGUAUCCCACUCGCCUGGGUCCUUACACUUACUUGAUGAUGACUACCUGGGACAAGCUGCUCACAUGCUAUCAAAAGUAGGCACGUGGAACUUUGACAUUUUCCUCUUUGAUCGUCUUACAAAUGGGAACAGCCUGGUGACUCUGAUGUGCCAUCUCUUCAAUGUCUAUGAUCUCAUUCACCACUUCCAGCUGGACAUGGUCAAACUUAACAGGUUUCUUGGCAUGGUGCAGGAGGACUACCACUCCCAGAAUCCCUAUCACAAUGCCGUUCAUGCUGCUGAUGUUACUCAGGCCAUGUACUGCUACCUAAAGGAGCCCAAGCUGGCGGAGCAUCUGAGUCCUCUGGACAUAUUCCUGGGUCUGAUGGCAGCAGCUGCCCAUGAUGUGGACCAUCCUGGAGUCAACCAGCCCUUCCUCAUCAAGACCAGACACCACCUGGCAUCCCUCUACCAGAACACAUCUGUGCUGGAGAGUCACCACUGGAGAUCUACUGUGGGCAUGCUGCGAGAGUCAGGACUGCUGUCCCACCUGCCUGCUGACAUGUCGCAAGACAUUGAACAACGGCUAGGCUCUCUCAUCCUGGCUACAGACAUAAACAGACAGAAUGAGUUCCUGAUGACUUUCAGAGAACAUCUGGACAACCAGGACCUGGAUCUUCAGCUGUCUUCACACAGACACUUUAUACUCCAGAUUGCUCUAAAGUGUGCAGAUGUCUGUAACCCGUGUCGGGUCUGGGAGCUGAGCAGGCAGUGGAGUGAGAGGGUGUGUGAGGAAUUCUACAGACAGGGUGACCUGGAGAGGAGGUUUGACCUGGAAAUCAGUCCUCUCUGUAACCAACAGGCUGACUCUAUCCCAGCCAUCCAGAUAGGUUUUAUCUCCUACAUUGUGGAGCCCUUGUUUGAGGAGUGGCACCGCUUCACUGAGCCCAGCCUGCUCAGCCAAACAAUGCUGGAUCACCUGCACAAAAACAAAGCUAACUGGGGCAGCUUACGGUGCGCUCACACACCUUCAGAUACACAAAGCUGCUCCCAAGCUGAGGAGCCUGAAGGAGGAGUUGGAGAGGGAGCAGACAUCUCUUAACCUCCUUCCUGUUUCUAUGUGAUGUCUCAUCUUCCUUUAUUAAUGGAGGAAAGGAGUAUUUUCAACUCCUUGUUGUGUCCUCCAGCAUAUUUGCUCCCACAGCCUUUUGUCCACAGGCUCUGAAAGUGGGAGCACUGAAUGAGUUUGGCUGAGAUAAAUGAGAAAUGGGUCCCUCUGCUGGAGCAGAGGAGUGUAGCGCGAGAGAUUCCUGGUCAAGCAGAUGGAUAAUCUUAGUAAAUUAAUGCAUAUUUUGAUAAAGUCAUGCCUUGCUCAGUAACCUUUUGAUAAUAUGUGCUUCAAAUCAACUGAGAAAAAUGGGAACGUCAUUAAAAGGUUGGCGUAAGAGGCUCAGUUAAGACAGUUUGCACGAUGCUGCUGAAAGAGUAAAGAAACAAAAAAGCCAAAAUACAAAUAAGCUGGACUGUGCUGGAAAAAAUUAUGUAAAAUAGGUAAAGAAUAAGUGGAAUAUAUAAAUAUUAUCAACUAUACUAUGCUUUUUAAACAUUUAGACAGUAUAUAUUAAGCUCUUUACACUUUUUCCUCUUUUUGUACUGCUUGCACUCCUAUUAGAUGCUUUUUCAUACAAGUGUCUCACUUGUCUACUUUUCACUGAAGUGCGUUUUUAACUAAAAGCACUAAGUUGGUAUGUCAAGGUACUGUAAACUGUAACGUAUUCUGUUUUAACCUGUGAGACUGACCCAGCUGAUAAAUACACUUUGUGACUUGCACGCACACACACACACACACACACACACACACACACACACACAAAAGUGGCAUCAGCUGCUAGUUGCUGAGUUGCUUGAACACCAGCCAUCAGCUGGAUGUUUUUUGGACUCGAGCUGACUCACCGAACGCAAACGAGAACCUUUUUUUUAAAAAAAGUGUUUGUCUUUGUGCAAUGUUAUGAUCUGUACAUACUGUGAUAUACAACCUCAGCACUUCACAUGCCAAACUCUCAGCAAUGUGUUCAUCUACUUACAGGGUACAGUCAGUCUUUGUAACAACUUUAUAGGUGCAUUUAUUUCUAACCUCACUUUAUAAGCUCAUAUACAACAAAGCCUUAACAGCAACUUGGUCUGUCUGUGAAGCAUAUCGUGUAAGGAUUUCUUUUCUUUUCUUUUUUUUUUUU